AUGGGAAGAGAAAAACUAAAUUCACCUUCUCUACCUAAACGAAUUGUUAUUGAAAACAACGGUAUAUUUAGUCAAAAACAAAUUUUGGAAGAACUCAAUAAAUAUUUUACUAGUAUUGGCCCAAAUCUUGUAAAAAAAAUAGUACCAACAUCUGUAUCAUUUAAAACCUUCCUUAAACCAACGAACAAUGUUAUCAUGCUUGAUUAUGAAUUAACCUAUGAGGAAUUUGAGGCAGCUUUUUCCUCGUUAAAAAAAAAAAAGGCUCCAGGAUUUGAUGAGAUACCUAGUAAUAUAGUUAUUGUAAACAAACAUAGUCUUAAAAGACCUCUAAUACAUAUACUAAAGCUUUCGUUAAAUUCUGGGGUAUUUCCGGAUGUACUUAAAUUAGCAAAAGUAACUCCAUUGUUCAAAUGUAAUGAUCAUUCUGACAUUACAAACUAUAGGCCUAUAUCAUUACUUUUUGUAUUUUUAAAACUAUUCGAACGUGUAGUUUAUAAUUGA
This is a messenger RNA of Hydra vulgaris (swiftwater hydra), 501 nucleotides long. RefSeq lists its product as uncharacterized. Lineage: Eukaryota; Metazoa; Cnidaria; Hydrozoa; Anthoathecata; Hydridae. The record is from RefSeq and is a predicted model, not a curated record.